Cyclocybe aegerita is the source of this 1305-nucleotide messenger RNA. Lineage: Eukaryota; Fungi; Basidiomycota; Agaricomycetes; Agaricales; Hemipholiotaceae. The record is from the annotation of a GenBank genome assembly.
AUGAAGUCGAACAUGCGGGCUUAUUUUGCGCAAGAAACGAUCCUUGGGGAAUACCCUCGCAUUUCGUGGUGGAAAUAUAAGACUUUUAGUGCAUUCCGACGUGUCUUGCCUGACCUUCUCAUGGAACAAUUCACGGAGGAACAUGCUAAGCUGCUAUUGAGCAAAGAAUGGAUGGCAAAGGCUGAUGCUGGGAAGGCCACUCCCUAUCUUCUUAAGUUCCACUAUUCCCCGCAAGAUCUCUCGUGCUGUAUCUUAGUCACGGACACGAAAUCGGUAUGGACAGAAGUGCUGAAUAGUAAGCAAAUGGCCCGUCGAUGGCGUACUUGCAAUGCACUCUCACCUGGACCCUUCCCGAAGACUGGUGACGAAGAUACAUGGAGAGAACAGACACUUGAAUUGUUAUCGCAAGCCCAUACGAUAGGUGGCUUUGCGGAGCUCUCGUUUGAAAUCGUGGACUCGACCUAUUCAGAUCUCGCCAUGGAAUUCGAAUGCGAGGCAUUCAAAUGGAGAUGGGAGAUAUGCUUUCUCGGUCACAAAUGGGCGUCUGAAAUCAUAUCCAAACACCUCAUUUUUCCGCUCAUCAGCCUCAACCACCUGACCUUUUCAUCGGCGGAUGUUGUGGGUGAGAUUCCUGAUGGUGACAUUGAAAAGACAGUCGAUAAGCUUGGUCGAACUGCAAGACGAACUCUUGACACGCACAUCAAAAAUGCAAUGUCGAAACCGCGUAUUGCGACGAUGAUCAGGCGCAUCACGGCCAUGUUCAACUUUGUGCCAGAUCUUCCCCCCGUAGCAUCCGCCAUUGGAAAGGUUGAGCUCAAGAUUGACCAAUACGAGCCAGAAAAGAGGGCUCCUCCAAGAAUAGCCCGAGAAGAAGAGAAGCGCAACAGUUCCCCCAAACCUAUCCCCGAAAGGGCUGCUAGCAAGCGCGAGCGCAGUGUCGAGAUGAAGAAUGCCGAACCAGCCUCUAGCGAAACUGAAGAAUCCGAUGCAGAGCCCCCGCCGGCGGUGACAAGCAAACAUGCGAUUUCUUCGGCAGUAGCUGGGCCUUCGAGGACUGCGCAGGGAAGCCCCAUGCCUGAACGCCAUGUCGACACUCCUCCACCGGCAUCUAAGCCCAAUGCUGAACCAUCUGAUUCUGACUCCUCCCCACACCGGCCCGUCAAAAAGGCCAAGUCUAAAGCCCCCACAUCUAGUGACGAAGACAGUGAGCAAGACAUCAAGACAAAAUCCGCCCGUGGUGCGUCUGCUGGAGGCAUUAAACGUGGUGCAAGACAGCCGCUCAAGCGUGGAGGCAAACGUUUCUAG